Molecule: messenger RNA, 2985 nt
Organism: Tetrahymena thermophila SB210
Lineage: Eukaryota; Ciliophora; Oligohymenophorea; Hymenostomatida; Tetrahymenidae
Product: flagellar associated protein, putative
Exons: 7
Cellular component (GO): cytoskeleton
Source: RefSeq, a predicted model, not a curated record
AUGGGUGAUAUUUACGAAGAUAUAUCGUUUGGUUAGCAAGUCUUUGACCAGCUAGAAGCAGAUUUUAGAAGAAUUAUAGAUGAAUUAGCAGGCGAAUAAAGUUUGGAAAGAUUCAGAGUAGAAUAUGAAAAGCUUCACAGGGCUCUUAGAACAUCUUACGAAAAUGAAAAAAAGCAAUUAGCAAGAAUCAAAGAAUUGAAUGAUGAUAUAGUUUAGCAUGCAGCAAAAUUGCAAAUGGCUUUAAAGCUAACUCAAGAAGAUACAGAUACAAUUUAAAUGCUUAAAACAGAAUUAGAAAAAGCUUAUAAAGUUUUAGAAACUUCAAGAGAUCGUGAAGAAAAAUCAAAGGGAAAAAUAGAGAAAUUAUAAACUGAAAUUAAACAUUUAACAUAGCUUAAUGAAACUUCAAAUAAUCCUAAUAUGUAUAAAAACGAAACUGUUGAGAAAUUAACAAAAUAAAAUGAAGAAUUAAAAGCAGCCUCAGAAGAGUUUUAGAAAUAGCUUGCUUUAUUGAGAAAUGCAUUAAAUGAUUCUACUGAUAAGCUUAAACAAAUACAGAAUGAAACAAGUAUAAUUAAAUCCAAGAUAAAAGAAGAAACUAAAUAGAAGCAGGAAAUAGAUGAAAAAGUAAAUAAAGAUAAUGAUCGUUGCAAAAAGAUUGAAGAGGAAUUAAAGAUUUUGAAAGAUAACCAUGAAAAAGAAGAUGCCCUCAGAAAGAAGAUGGAAGACGAAAAUAAAUAACUCGAAAAUACUAAGGCUUCUAAUUAAAUUGAAUACUAAGCUAGACUUGAUGAAAUAAAGAAGCUUGAUUAAAAUAAGAAGCAACUUGAAAAUGAUAAAAUAAGUCUUGAAAUUAUAGAAAAAGAGUUGAAAAGAAAAAAGGAAGAAUGUGAAAUAGAAUACAAAUAGAGAGAAGUAGAGAAAAAGCAGAGAGAAAAGGAGCUCCACUAAAGACACACAGAAUCUGAUCAACUCAAGAAAGAAAUUGAUAAAUUAGAAGCAAAAAAAUAACAAGCAACUCAGCAAAAAGAAAAUUCCAUUCGUUCUAAAUAAAUGGUUAUUCAAAGUGCAACCUAACUUGAGAGAUAAGUUUUUGACACUAAAAAAUUAAAUGAGGAAGAUCUUUAGUUAAUUAAAGAGUUGAAGAAUGCAAGAGAAUUACUUGAGAGAAGUUUAUAAAAGACAGACAAACAAAAUAAGGAAUAAGGUGAUAAGAUUAAGAAGCUUGAUAGAGAAAUUACUGAAAAAGAAAAAGAAAUCAGAGAAAAGGGAUGGGAACUUGAUUAAAUGAAAAGGUAAUUGGGUGAUUUAGAAAAAGAAAAGGAGAAGUUUGGCAAACAAGCUGCCUAAGCCAAUGCUGAAUAUUUCAGAAGACUUGAAGAAAUUAAGUUAAAAGACAAUCUCAUAUCUGAAUUCCAAAAGAAAAAUGUAGAAACUGAAGCUAAAUUAAAGCGCCAAUAAACACUUUACGAAGCUGUGCGUAGUGCCAAAAAUUUAUAUUCCAAGAAUCUUUCAGAAACUUAAGAUGAAAUUGCUGAAAUAAAAAGAAGAUAUAAAAUUACUAAUCAUUAAAUUUCUUAGCUGAAAGAAGAAAUAGAUGCUAAAGAAAUAGCUCUUGCCAAAGAACACUUUGAACAUAAAAAGAAAGAUAAAACUAUUGAAGAACAUGCUCACAUAUUAGAAAAAAAUAAAAAAGAUAUUGACAGAAUGCAAGAAGAAAUUAAAAAUUUUAAAGGUGAAAUAAACAAACUCUAGUUCAUUAUCAAAGAAAGUGAGGGGAAAAGAGCUAAGCUAAAAGAAGAGUAUGAAGUUGUUGUAAGUGAAAGAGAUAUUCUUGGUACUUAAUUAAUUAGGAGAAAUGAUGAGUCUGCAUUGCUCUAUGAAUAAAUCAAAAUAUAAUAAAGAACCCUAGCUGAAGGUGAAAAAGCAUACAGAGAAAGAGAAGGAGAUAUCUAAUUGUUAGAAUAUAAGAAAAAUGAUUUAGUUAGGUCUUUGAGAAUUUAUAAGAAAUAAGUGUCAGACAUUCCUGACUUAAAAAAUAAUAUUAAAAAUUUAAGAAAAGAAUUGAUUGAAGAAUAAUUAAAAGUAAAAGCUCUUUCAUAAGAGUUAGAAAGUCCUAUGAAUGAAUCUAGAUGCAGAAAAUUAGAAGGAAGUGAUCCUGAUGUCUUUGAAAUGAGAUAAAAACUGUAAACAUUGUAAAGAAGAUUAAUAAGCAAAACUGAAUAGGUAGUUGAAAAAGAAGUUUUAAUUCAAUAAAAAGAAAAGUAAGUCUAGGAAUUAAGAGAAAUUAUGUAAAAGUAACCUGGCCCAGAGGAAGCUAAGAUGUUAUCUAGUCUCCAACAAAACUUAAAACAAAGAACAAGACAGAUGAAGGCAUUAGCUGCUGAGUUGAAUAUGUAUUAAGCAUAGGUAUUGAUUACUAUUUCGAAUUAAAUUUUAGUAAAAGUUUUAAAUUACAAUUUUAAUAUUAACAGGUAAACGAAUACAAGUACGACAUAGAAAAGCUUAACAAAGAAAUCCAAGAAACAAAAAGAAAAUAUUUAGAAUAACGUAAAAAGGAAUAAAUUCAAAAAGAAUAAAUGCAAUAUGCUUAAUCAAAAUGAAGAAAUAAAUUAAUUUUCAUACAUUUAUUAUUAAAGGAAAUUUAAUCUUAAAAUAAAGCACUAUAAACCAUUAAAAUAAAUUUAUAAUGUUUGUUUAUUUCUUUAAUCUGUUGAUAUUUUAUCAUAUAACAACUAAAUCAAUUAAUUUAUUAAAAAUUUUUUAUUCUUCAUUUAUUAAUUCUUAAAAAAAAAAAGAUUGCUAAAUUAAUUUUAACAAUAAAAAAAACUAAAACUUUAAAAAUUCAAAUUUUAAUUUAAUUAAUUUCUAUUGCUAAUAUGUUAUAUUAUAUCUUAGUAAAAAUAAUAAGUUUUUAAAAAACGUUCUUUUUAUAAUAAAAUUAUGAAAGUUCAAAAAUUUAGUGUUUUUUUGUUUUUAAUAUGA